Molecule: messenger RNA, 6595 nt
Organism: Sceloporus undulatus (fence lizard)
Lineage: Eukaryota; Metazoa; Chordata; Lepidosauria; Squamata; Phrynosomatidae
Gene: MAPK8IP3
Product: mitogen-activated protein kinase 8 interacting protein 3
Exons: 33
Coding region: 116-4198 (1360 amino acids)
Biological process (GO): vesicle-mediated transport
Cellular component (GO): cytoplasm
Molecular function (GO): JUN kinase binding; signaling receptor complex adaptor activity; kinesin binding
Source: RefSeq, a predicted model, not a curated record
GCAAGGAGACAGCAGCAGCAGCAGCAUCAAGAGGAGGAGGAGCAGGAGGCGACCCAGAGCGAGAGAAGGAGAGCCAGGCGCCGCCAUCCCUUCUUGUUCUCCCUCUCCUUCCAAGAUGCUGGAGCUGCAGCUGGAGGAAGGGGUGGUGGUGGUCGGGGUGGGCGUCGGGGGCUGCUACCCGGGCGACGACUUCUGCUCGGGGGGCUCCGGGGUGAUGUCGGAGCGGGUCUCGGGCCUGGCCAGCAGCAUCUACCGCGAGUUCGAGCGCCUGAUCCGCUGCUACGACGAGGAGGUGGUCAAGGAGCUCAUGCCGCUGGUGGUCACCGUCCUCGAGAACCUCGACUCCGUCCUCACCGACAACCAGGAGCACGAGGUCGAGCUGGAGCUGCUCCGCGAGGACAACGAGCAGCUGCUCACCCAGUACGAGCGGGAGAAGGCCCUCCGCAAGCAGGCCGAGGAGAAGUUCAUUGAAUUUGAAGAUGCACUGGAACAGGAGAAAAAAGAAUUACAGAUACAGGUUGAACACCUUGAAUUUCAAACACGGCAGCUGGAGCUGAAGGCCAAGAAUUAUUCAGACCAAAUUUCUCGGUUGGAGGAACGCGAAUCUGAAAUGAAGAAAGAGUACAAUGCUCUUCACCAGCGGCACACAGAGAUGAUCCAGACCUAUGUGGAACACAUUGAGCGAUCCAAACUGCAGCAGGUUGCUGCCGGAAAUAGUCAGAAUGACAGUGGCCUACCUGGGAGAAGUCAUCGCCAGUCAUGGAGGAAAAGCGUGAAGAGGCGUCCUAAUUCUCUGAACAUCCCCCUCACAGAUGACAUGGUACGUGGGCAGGGUGGGGGCAAGAUCGCCCCUGCAGUGGACCACUGGCACCUCAGUGACCUCGGCCAGCUGCAGUCCAACUCCAGCUACAAGUGCCCACCUGAUGAAAUGUCUGAAUCUGGACAGUCUUCUGCAGCUGCUACACCAAGCACCACUGGAACAAAAUCCAACACACCUACUUCGUCUGUUCCUUCUGCUGCUGUCACUCCCCUAAAUGAGAGCCUUCAGCCCAUGAAUGACUACAUCACAUCAAAGAACAACAAGCGAUCCCGGGAAAAACGGAACAGUCGGAAUAUGGAAGUCCAGGUUGCCCAGGAGACAAGAAAUGUGAGCAUAGGGAUGGGAAGCAGCGAUGAAGGGUCAGAUUUCCAAGAUAUUGACUCAACUCCUGAACUUGAGAUGUGCCAGGAUCCUAGAUUGGAGCGCUCAGGAAACAGCCCUACACAGGGGAUUGUGAACAAAGCCUUUGGCAUCAACACAGACUCGCUGUAUACUGAACUUACGGAAGUGGGCUCGGAGGCCAUUGGGGAUGUGGAUGAAGGAGCAGACUUGCUAGGGGAGUUUUCAGUGCGGGAUGAUUUCUUUGGGAUGGGCAAAGAAGUGGGGAAUCUGUUGAUGGAGAACACACAGCUGCUGGAAACUAAAAAUGCUUUGAACAUUGUGAAGAAUGAUUUAAUUGCAAAGGUAGACCAGCUCACUGGAGAGCAGGAGGUGUUGAAAGGGGAGCUUGAAGCAGCAAAGCAAGCAAAAGCCAAGAUGGAAGGCCGAAUCAAGGAGCUUGAAGAGGAGCUGAAAAGGGUGAAAUCAGAAGUGAUUGUUGCCAGACGAGAUCCCAAAGAAGAGGUCGAGGAUGUAAGCAGCUAUCUCUGUACAGAAUUGCCAUCCUCCUCCCCCCUGCAGGACAACAUCCCCAUAGCACAGCGAAGGCGGUUCACUCGUGUGGAGAUGGCCCGAGUCCUCAUGGAACGCAACCAAUACAAGGAAAGGUUGAUGGAGCUACAGGAGGCUGUCAGGUGGACAGAGAUGAUCAGAGCCUCCCGGGAACAUCCAUCUGUACAAGAGAAAAAGAAAUCAACUAUUUGGCAAUUUUUCAGUCGCUUGUUCAGCUCCUCCUCCAGCCCCCCACCAACAAAGAGAAGUUAUCCUUCAGUGAACAUCCACUACAAAUCUCCCACAACAGCUGGGUUCAGCCAACGCCGCAGCCACACCAUGUGCCAGAUCUCAGCUGGGAGUCGCACCCUUGAGUUCUUCCCAGAUGAUGAAUGCACAUCAUCUGCACGUCGUGAACAGAAGCGUGAGCAAUACCGCCAAGUCCGAGAGCAUGUGCGGAAUGAUGAUGGCCGCUUGCAGGCAUGUGGUUGGAGCCUGCCAGCCAAAUACAAACAGCUAAGCCCCAAUGGUGGUCAAGAGGACAACAGGAUGAAGAAUGUCCCAGUGCCUGUGUACUGCCGCCCUCUGGUAGAAAAAGAUCCAACCAUGAAGUUGUGGUGUGCAGCUGGUGUCAACCUAACAGGUUGGAAGCCUGUAGAACAGGAUACUGGGAAUGGACAGAAACCAGAACCAGGAUGUGACCCUCUAACUUGUGACCGAGAAGUAGAAGAAGAGAGUACCAAGAGCAGCCACACAUCUCCAGAAAAGAAAAAGGCCAAAGAGCUGUACGAAACAGAUGCCACAUCCAGCAGAGUGUGGAUCCUCACAAGCACUUUGACUACAAGCAAAGUUGUGAUCAUUGAUGCCAACCAGCCUGGCACAGUGGUGGAUCAUUUCACUGUCUGCAAUGCUCACGUGCUUUGUAUUUCUAGCAUUCCAGCAGCCUGUGAUACUGAUUAUCCUCCUGGAGAAAUUUUUUUGGAGAGAGAUGUGAAUCCUGAUGAGUCACUAGGAACAGAUGGCGUUUUGGCAGGCAUCACACUAGUAGGCUGUGCAACCCGAUGCAACGUCCCCAGCAGCAAUUGUUCCUCUCGUGGAGACACCCCAGUACUGGAUAAAGGACAGGGUGAGGUGUCUGCAGUAAGCAAUGGAAAGGUCAACCAAUCCCAGUCCACUGAAGAGGCAACUGAAGCUACUGAGGUGCCAGAGAAUGGUGUAACUGAAAUGGAGCCAACGCAUGUUCGGACGGGCCCACUUACAGAACAUGUCUUUACAGAUCCAACCCCAGCUCAGGUGCCUACGAGGCAGAUCAGUGAGAAUGGACAACCAAAGACAGAAUCAAGCACGGUGAUACAAGACCAAGAGACAAAUGGCAGUACAGGUGGCGCUGCCACUAGCGCUGCCCCCACCAUGUGGCUUGGAGCACAGACUGGCUGGUUGUAUGUACACUCUGCAGUCUCAAAUUGGAAGAAAUGCCUACACUCAAUCAAGCUGAAGGAUUCAGUACUGAGCCUGGUGCAUGUGAAAGGGCGUGUUCUUGUGGCUCUGGCUGAUGGGACUCUAGCUAUAUUCCAUCGAGGAGAAGAUGGUCAGUGGGACCUGAGCAACUACCAUCUCAUGGACCUGGGCCACACACACCACUCCAUUCGCUGCAUGGCUGUGGUGUACGAUCGUGUGUGGUGUGGCUAUAAGAACAAAAUCCAUGUCAUCCAGCCUAAGACAAUGCAGAUAGAGACAUCCUUUGAUGCCCAUCCUCGCCGGGAGAGCCAGAUCCGUCAGCUGGCAUGGAUUGGAGAUGGUGUUUGGGUUUCCAUUCGCCUGGACUCCACGCUAAGGCUCUACCAUGCUCACACCCAUCAGCACCUCCAGGAUGUGGACAUUGAGCCCUAUGUCAGCAAAAUGUUAGGGACUGGGAAGCUGGGUUUCUCGUUUGUGCGGAUUACAGCUUUGCUUAUUGCCGGCAAUCGCCUCUGGGUCGGGACUGGCAACGGCGUUAUCAUUUCCAUCCCUUUGACUGAAACUGUAGUUCUCCAUCGAGGUCAGCUCCUUGGGCUCAGGGCCAAUAAGACAUCCCCAACAUCUGGAGAAGGGAGCCGGCCUGGUGGAAUCAUUCAUGUGUAUGGCAGUGAUGACAGCAACGACAAGUCUGCCAGUAGUUUCAUCCCGUACUGCUCUAUGGCUCAAGCUCAGCUCUGUUUCCAUGGUCAUCGUGAUGCAGUCAAAUUCUUUGUUUCUGUGCCUGGAAAUGUUCUUGCAACGCUGAAUGGAAGCGUGCUAGACAGUCCCUCAGAGAACCCCAGCACAGACACGACUGAGGCAGAAGGGCAGAAGCUGAAAAAUGUCCUGGUGCUGAGUGGUGGCGAAGGGUACAUUGAUUUCCGGAUUGGAGACGGAGAAGAUGAUGAGACAGAGGAAAAUGCAGGAGAUGCUGCCCCUGUGAAGCCCAGCCUCUCCAAGGCUGAACGGAGCCACAUCAUUGUGUGGCAAGUUUCCUACAUCCCUGAAUGAGAUCCUCCUCUUCUUUCUGCCAGUUUAACUUUUUUCUUUCCCAAUCCCCAACUCCCUAAAUGCCAAGAUGUACAUACAAAACUCCUGCAUUAUUUCCUACUGUUGGAAAACCAAACCCCAAACAGGGGUGCAAUAGCUCCCACUGGAUGGCGGUUCCCCUCCUGUUCUAAGCCCCAAGCUUGCAUCAUUCAACUUGGGCUGGCUCGCUUUUCUGAAUUGGCUGGAUUAUCAUCAGCCUUCCAAAGGAGGAGAAUCAUGAAGGUGAAGCUUGGCAAACUGGGCACCAGGAAACGUGGGAAGAAUGGAUGUGUAUCAGAAGGGCUGGAUGAGGUUUUCAAGGCAUUCUCCUCCCUCCUUUCCGAAUUUGCGUGCAUGGUGGGGGGAACCCAAAACUGAGUUGCUUCUUGCCUUUAUUCUCUAACUUUGCCACCACCCAAACAGUACCUGAUGGCAUGCAAUUUAUCUACAAGCCAGUAUGAAAGAAGUGGUUUCCAAGAUAAUGAAGAAACUUUCCCAGCCUUCCUCCUCCACUGUGUAUCUGUGGGACCUGGUCAUUGGGAGAAGGGGUGUGUGUAUGUCCAUCUGGAACAACCUGGGAAUCAGAUGGAAACUGAUUUAGCAACCCAGAAUAUGUAUUUGUAGAGUGCCCAAAUGUGUUCAGGCAUAAGGUGAUGAGUUGACAGUGGAAUAUCUGUGUACAAAGAAUGUGCCAAAGGGAUGUUAUGGUUUUUCAUUGCUGGAACUACUUAGAUUGGGGCCUGGAAAAUACCUGAAUGGGGGACUAUUUAGAGGUUUGUUUAUCCUGUUUUGAGUGACUUGGAAGAAGAAUGGGAUCCAAAUGUAAGAAAUGCAACAUGCAAUUGAUUAUCUCCUUGCUGCAGUCGUUUUUAGGGAAGUGUGGAGGGGCAGGUGGUGGUUAAGAGUUGGGUUAAGAAAUCUUUGGGAGAUACUUUGCCUUUCAAAUCCUAACAGGCUAGUAACUGUGUCUUGUACUAGUUAAGCCAGCUUGGGUUCAUCCUGUGGUAUUCUGGCAGGGACCAAAUGGAGGUUCAGUCAUUGCUUAUGACUCUCAGAACCCUCUGUUGUAUCUUGCAAAUGAUUCAGGGAAGAAACAGUUUGAAGCAAGGAGAGCUUGGGAGGAAAAUGUGCUGGGGGUCUGGAGGUGACCUCAGGGAAGAUGCAGAAGGGAACAGUAGGAACAAAGGACAGGUGGAGAAGGUAUGGAUUCUUUGCAAAGGAAGUUUUGAAGUAGCAAGUAAGAAAGGAGUGACUUAUGUAGAGAAGGUAUGGAUUCUUUGCACAUGAAGUUUUGAAGCAGCAAGUGAGAAAGGAGGGACUUAUGUUUACCCAGAACUUAUACUGGAAAAGACAGCAGCAGUAAUGAUUGGAAGGAGGUUGCUAUGGGGCACAAAUUAUACUUGGAUUAAGGCCAGGGCGUUUGCAGCUAGUUUAGAGGCUUGUGAAUUUCGACAUUUCCCAACUUAAAAACUACAUAAAGAAAUAGCAGUGACAGUCCAGGUAUAAAGUAUGUUGACAUUGGCUGCAUCCACAUUGCAGAAUUAAUCCAGUUUGACACCACUUUAACUGCUAUGUCCCAAUGCUAUGGGAUUCUGGGUUUUGUAGUUUUGUAAGAUAUACUUAGCCCUCUCUGUCAGACAACUCUGGUGCCAAAAUUCCAUAGCACUGAGCAAUGACAGCUACAAUGGUGUCAAAGUGGAUUAUUUCUGCAGUGCAGAUGCAGCCAUUCUGUUGAAAUUCCACAGAGCUCUCACGAGUAAAACUUCCUAUGGCUUCCAUUCAUUAAUUUGUUGAAGUUCUUAAACUGUCCAGAGAAACCUGGGUUUCUUAUGGGUGGAGUCAGUCUCCCAACUGAUUCCUUGGAUUCAGUCAACUGUUCUUGGUUGGCCACAUCACCCGAAAAACCCACAAAAAACUGUUCUUGGUUGGGCUAGAUCAUCUGCUGGCCCAAUCCUUACCUCAACUGUAAUAGAUGGUGUUAAGUGGAAAACAUUGAUGGCUAUCUUCUACAUAGCCAUGCUCAUAUCUGUUUGCAUUUUUCCUGCACCUCUGUACCCACUCCUAAAGUUGAGCAUUAUUAUCGGGAUUUUUGUUUUGUUUUGUACUUUUUCUUUUCUUUUUGUAGCUUUGGAGACCAUGCUCCCAACUGAGGUCCUCUUGCUAAAGAUCUCUGUCCUUAUACAGUUGCCUGGAGCACCUACAUUCGUGGUGCAGAAAAAAACAGACUCUUCUCCAAGGUAGUUUCUGUCCUGACCCAAACUCUGCAACCAGGUCACAUCAUUCAGACUUUUGAGUGAGAAGAAACAAUGGCGGGGUACAGACCGCCGCUUUGCCGGCUAGUCCGUGGGGGAGCCGGAGCCUCCACACGGCGCGGCUCCC